Coffea eugenioides is the source of this 857-nucleotide messenger RNA. Its product is annotated as vesicle transport protein GOT1-like. Gene Ontology annotation, biological process: retrograde transport, endosome to Golgi; endoplasmic reticulum to Golgi vesicle-mediated transport. Bases 120 to 542 code for a protein of 140 amino acids. NCBI's taxonomy places the organism in Eukaryota, Viridiplantae, Streptophyta, Magnoliopsida, Gentianales, Rubiaceae. The transcript is spliced from 7 exons. The record is from RefSeq and is a predicted model, not a curated record.
GCGCCUUCCAUUUUCUUCCUGCAGUACACAGAGUUCGCCAUCCUCCGCCCUCCUCUCUCUCUCUCUCUCUGGAACGCUACCAGUAACAGCCAGAAGGAAGAAGUUGGUUGCUUAGCAAGAUGGUGUCAUUUGAAACAAGUGAUUUGAGAAAAAUUGGAAUAGGAUUGACUGGGUUUGGAGUGGUGUUCACUGCUGUUGGAGUAUUGUACUUCUUUGACAAGGGACUUAUUGCAAUUGGAAAUAUACUCUUCUUGUUAGGAUUGACCUUGACCAUUGGAGUUAAAUCCACCCUAUUAUUUUUCACAAAGAGCCAAAAUUUCAAGGGUUCAAUCUCAUUUGGUGUUGGCUUCUUCUUUGUUAUGAUUGGGUGGCCUAUGAUUGGAAUGAUCGUGGAGACUUAUGGUUUUUUUGUGCUCUUCAGUGGUUUCUGGCCUACCCUUGCUAUUUUCCUGCAGAGGUUACCAAUUGUUGGUUGGUUCUUCAGUCAACCAUUUGUGACAUCGUUCUUUGAACGUGGGAGACCUAAACGAGUGCCUGUUUGAAGAUCCGAAUCAAAUGAAUCAUAAACAUUGAAUUGACUGGUUGCUGUAUAGGGCUGCGUCUGCUGAAAAUUCAACAUCCUCCUAACUUUGUCCUUUCCAGUGCAUUGUGGUUGACAUGGCUGAUUGACAAACUGGCUUUCACAUGUAGAAAAAACUGUCAAAAUCCUCCCUGGAUUAGGGCCUUUGCUGUCUGAUUUUGUAUUUCACCAUGGUUUGUCUGCAUGCUUCAGCAGCGGUUAACUGGUAGAACUUGCUGUACAGUAUUUGAGCGAAAAUACUGGUUUUGUGGAUGGAUAUAAAAACUGGCUUGUAAUC